AUGAGUUAUUUUGGGGCAAUAAGUGAACCUUCAACUCGAACUGCAUGGGAGGACUGGGAUGACGAUGUACUAAAAGAAAGUUUUCCUGAGUUAUGUUUUCAAAGUGAUGUGAAACCACUUCAAGAUAUUGCUACUUUUAUUAUUUUAGAAGGCAGAUACUUGUACAACUGUGUGAGAGAUCAAAAAGAAUUGGAGCACAUAAAUUCUGUACCAGAAGUGUCACAAUUGGUUACUACAGAUUAUGUAUUGAGAAGUCUACUUACGACUAAACAGAUACCCAGAGACACAAUAUCUAAUAUUAAAAGAUUAGAACAACCAAAUAUAAUUGCAGGUGUUGUAGCUGGAGCUCUGUGUUUAAGAGAAGUACUUGAUAAAUCGGCAGCAACACUGGUUUGCUACAUUGACUCUGAGGAGCAGGACAUCCAUGAGCUACAGGACAUCCUUGGAAAGCACAAAGUAAUUUUACAUGUGGACAAAAUGAAAAGAAACAAUUUAUUGAAUUCUAAUUUAUACAUUUGA
Molecule: messenger RNA, 519 nt
Organism: Arctia plantaginis
Lineage: Eukaryota; Metazoa; Arthropoda; Insecta; Lepidoptera; Erebidae
Source: the annotation of a GenBank genome assembly